GUUGGCAUGCUAAUGUUGGCAGGUUCGAGUCGUUUAUCCAUUGGUAUUGCUAUUCUUAGUUAUUCAUUCGGUUCCUAAAAUAUAUUUUGUCGUGAGUGAGUUAAUUCAGCAAUAAUGUCGGAAAUAUCGUUAACGGAGCAGCCGAAUAUGUUUCAAAUAGACUUGAAUCAGCUUGAUUUACAACAACUUACGAUGUUUAAGCAGCAAUUGGAUCAGUCGCUUUCGGUAUUCCAAGAUUCGCUGCAAAGUUUGAAAAUAGCGCAAAACAAAUUUCAGGAAUCUAACGACUGUCUCGAUAAAUUUACGCCAGAUACUAAAGGAAAGGACAUCUUAGUACCAUUGACCGGCUCGAUGUACGUACCUGGAAAAUUGAUCAAUACAGAAAAUGUCCUUAUUGACAUUGGCACCGGAUAUUUUGCUGAAAAAACGAUAUCAGAGGCAAAGGAGUAUUUUAAAAGGCGAGUCUCGUAUGUUACGGAACAAAUAGAACAUAUUCAGACAAUAGCUCAAGAAAAAAGCAAAAUUAGAGAAAUAACUAUUGACAUUAUGGAAACGAAACUUCAGAAUUUACAAAAAGAUGCUGCACAGCGAGCAUAAGAGGCAUAUUGCAUUUAUUUGUGAUUUUUACACAGAGAAGAAGAGAAUAGUUGAAUGAAAAAUCAAUGAACAAUAUUUAAGAACAAUGUUAAUUCAUGUGAUAUUGUUAAAUCAUUUUCUUUUCUACUGUAAGCUAUGUAUCACAAUUUUCUCACUGUUACACACAGUUUUAAUCAUAUAAUAAUUUAAAAUAAUAAUU
Messenger RNA from Ceratosolen solmsi marchali, 796 nucleotides. It is a transcript of the gene Pfdn5, whose product is annotated as prefoldin 5. Gene Ontology annotation, cellular component: cytoplasm; prefoldin complex. Bases 115 to 597 code for a protein of 160 amino acids. The record is from RefSeq and is a predicted model, not a curated record. The transcript is spliced from 3 exons. Gene Ontology annotation, biological process: protein folding; RNA polymerase I assembly; RNA polymerase II core complex assembly. NCBI's taxonomy places the organism in Eukaryota, Metazoa, Arthropoda, Insecta, Hymenoptera, Agaonidae.